AUGUAUGCCGAGUGUUCGUGGUCAGAUACAGAUGCUUCACCAUUUUUUAAUUAUCAUCUUCGGUCAUCAAAUUCGUCACCGGAAAAUCUUAGUGCUAUACGAAUAUCCGGUUUUCGAGCAGCUCUUGAUCCACUCUACGGUUAUCCAUCUGUGGUUGUCAGCGCAUGUGAACGUGAUGCAGUUGAGUGCAUACAAAUGCUAUGCAGAUUACCGGGUAUUUUGAAAAGAAGAUUUGUUCUACUUAAGAAAUGA
This is a messenger RNA of Enterobius vermicularis (human pinworm), 252 nucleotides long. NCBI's taxonomy places the organism in Eukaryota, Metazoa, Nematoda, Chromadorea, Rhabditida, Oxyuridae. The record is from the annotation of a GenBank genome assembly.